AUGUCAAUAUCACUUGUUCUUCUCCUCCUCCUUCUUCCAUCUCUAACCCUAAUUUCUUCCACAGAAUCAAAGCUCACCACUGACUACUACAACAAAACAUGCCCAAAGUUCCACGAAAUCAUGCAACAACUCAUCACAGAAAAGCAACUCGCAUUCCCCACCACCGCCGCCGGAACUCUCCGCCUCUUCUUCCACGACUGCAUGGUUGAAGGCUGCGACGCCUCCAUCCUUAUCUCCUCCAAUGCCUUCAACGUUGCCGAACGAGACACCGAAAUUAACUAUUCUCUCUCUGGUGAUGCCUUUGACCUAAUCAUUCAAGCCAAAACCGCCCUCGAGCUUCAGUGCCCUGGCAUUGUCUCCUGCUCCGAUAUACUUGCCAUCGCCGCCCGGGAUUUGGUCACCAUGGUCGGAGGUCCUUAUUACGAGGUUCAGCUCGGCCGAAAGGACAGUCUUGUAUCAAAAGCCCCAGAAGUUGAAGGCCAUAUUGCUAGGCCUAACAUGACUAUGGCUGAAAUUGUCUCCAUUUUUGCUUCAAGUGGAUUCAAUGUACAAGAAAUGGUGGCAUUGUCCGGUGCACAUACAAUAGGGUUCUCUCACUGUUCCGAAUUCAGCCAUAGAAUCUUCAACUUUAGCAAGACUUCAGAUUAUGAUCCAUCGUUAAACCCUAAAUAUGCACAAGGGUUACAAAAACUCUGUGAAAAUUACACAAAAGAUUCGGGAAUGGCGGCGUUUAACGAUGUGAUGACACCGGGAAAGUUCGAUAACAUGUACUACUUGAACUUACAAAGAGGGUUAGGGUUGUUGGCAUCAGAUCAAGCUCUUGCUUCUGACCCAAAAACUAAGCCGUUUGUGGACUUGUAUGCCUCAAAUCAGACUGCUUUCUUUGAGGCUUUUGCUCAUGCAAUGGAGAAGGUUAGUGUUUAUAAGAUAAAGAUUGGGAAGAUGGGAGAGGUCAGGCACAGAUGUGAUGCUUUCAAUUCCAUUCCAACAAGUAAUUAA
Molecule: messenger RNA, 999 nt
Organism: Ilex paraguariensis (yerba mate)
Lineage: Eukaryota; Viridiplantae; Streptophyta; Magnoliopsida; Aquifoliales; Aquifoliaceae
Source: the annotation of a GenBank genome assembly